CGGAAAUGCACAUUGUUCGAAAAGCAUGCACUGUAAGUCUGCUGUUUUAAAGAAAAAGUGAAUAUCCAUAAAAAAUGUGUUCUUUAUGAUUGAAGGGUGAAUGGAGGCAACACAGCUGAUCGAUGACUCAAUAUUGGAAGAGUCAGAGGAGGAGGAUGGAGAGAUGCGAAAAGAGAAGCGAGGAGAGCCACUGGCCAAACUCAGGGUGUUAAAAAAUGAACACAUCUCAGAGACUGAGUUGCCUCUCUACCAGGGAGAGAAUGUGUUGGGUCGAAACCCAAACUCCUGCUCCCUGCCCCUCGUGGCCCGCUCCGUAUCCAAGCAACACACCGUCAUCUCCAUCUCAAUGUUUCACGGCAACCGUUGUCAUGGCAACGUUGCCGCCAUGGAGACAGAGGCUUUAGUGUGGGACCUGGGGAGCAUGAAUGGGACAAGGAAGGGCCGGACCAAACUGACCCCUCACGUCCGCUACGCUCUGACCGAGGGAGAGUGUGUGGUAAUAGCUGACAUCCCCUGCCAGUAUGUCUCUGUGGACCAGAGGGGGGGACAGAGGCACAUGCAGAACCCGAUCAACGCACACUCUGGAAGGGGAAGGAGGACAGGGCCAGACAGGAAGGCCCAGUUCAGAGGAAGCCCUAUUGGCCAUGGUCUGGGACGAAAGACUGGCACACCGAAGACUGAGAGACCGACUGAGGGUAGAGGAGUCAAUGGAGAGAUGGGGGCACCAUCGUUGACUGAGCUGGGUGGAAAGGGUCAAACUCGGGCCAUACCCCUGUUGUUGGAACAAACCCCCACACAGCCUGAGAGGACACUGGUGCCUGAAUCUGAGUCUGACUCCGACGGAGAUCGAGAGGGACGGAGAGACAAACGGGGAAAGUACUUUGUCUCUGAUUCUGACUCCCACAUGUCCAGUCCCACCUGUUCUACAUUCCUCAGUCCUACAAACAAAGUCAUUCCAGAGAGUGAAGACGACCGCCCCAUCACUCACUCCUCUGCUAAAAACAGACCCAAGAAAGUAGUGAGCUUCAGUGAGGAGGAGAGCGACAUGGAUGGACCGAGAAAGCAUCCCAGGAGAAGAAGAGCACAAGUGAUAGUGGACGACAGCGAGGAGGAGGGGAAGGAAGGCACAGAGGCACUAGGAGAGAAGGAAACUGGGAAAAGGACAAGAGGAAAGGAAGAUGUGUCAGUGGUGAACCAGGUGCCCCAGACCCCUACAGGUAAGGGCAGAGGUAAGCGUAGGGCCCCUGUGGAAUCAUCACCUUUUGCCAAGACCCCUCGCUCCUCCUCUGCCUCUCCCCUGUCCUCUCUCUCCUCCCCUGGGACACUGGGCCGAGCUAGGGCCUCCACGCAGUCCUACAAGGUGUUGUUUACAGGAGUGGUGGAUGAGGAGGGGGGGAAGGUGGUGUCUCGUCUGGGGGGCAGCCUGGCGAAGGGCGUGGCCGACAUGACCCACCUGGUGACUGACAGGAUCCGACGCACCGUCAAGUUCCUGUGUGCUGUGGCCCGUGGCGUGCCCGUCGUCACCACCGAUUGGCUGGAUAAGUGUGGUAAGGUGAGUAGUUUCCUACCUACUGACAGGUACCUGGUGAAGGACAGGGAGCAGGAGAACAAGUUCAGCUUCUGUCUGGAGGAAUCACUAAGGACCGCCAGCAUCCAACCUCUACUACAGGGAUAUGAGGUCCAUGUAACCAGGUCAGUGUUGCCUCAGCCAGCCCAGAUGAAGGACAUCAUCGUCUGUAGCGGAGCUCGCUUCCUCUCCAAGAUGCCCUCCACUCAGAAGGCCCAGGCCCGGACCCUAGUGAUAUCGUGUGGGGAGGACUGGUCUCUCUGUGCUCCUGCUUUCUCUGCUUCUCUCCCCGUCCUCAGUGCUGAGUUCCUGCUAACUGGUAUAUUACAGCAGAGAGUGGACCUGGUAACCCAUGUCCUCCCAGCCCCCAAACUCAGGGCCCAGCCAGGAGCCAAAGGCCAGGCCAGUGGCAGGAAGAGAACGUAACAGAAAAACAAAAUUCACCUGGGUGGUAUUCAUUAGUGCAUACUGUAGCAAAACAUUAUGCAACAGAAAACAAAAACUAGUGUUGGACAAGUUCAGGUAAUCCCUCCCUGUUUUAGUCUGUUUUCUUCCGAUAGGUGAAUAUGACCCUGUCUACAGGGCCAGGGAGAAGGCAUUAUAGUUCCAGAGGAGACCGCAGACAGACGACACCCGUGUGUGUGUGUGUGUGAUGGCGUGUGUGAUAGCAUGCAGCACCCACCUCCACCUGUAUAGAGAACAGUAGCAGGUCCAGGCCACAGAGGAGUGGUAACUACAGUACUACUACCCUGGAGGGGCUGGAGACCAUUAGACACCUGAGAGAGGGGAGAAUGAGGAUUCGGAUGUACAAGAGACAAAUGGCAGCAUCCCAAAUGGGACCUUAUUGCCUACUUUUGAAAAGAGCCCUGCACUAUAUAGGGAAUAGGGUGCUAUUUGGGACACAGACGUAAAAGGCUGGUGAGAGGAGACAUCCACCUGUAUGACCAACUAGACUAGAUAGUUGAGAAUGUAUUCACUCAGAUAAGACAAACAAACCCAAGAUAUGGAAAUGUAUUCCUAUGUUUGAGGGUAGAGAAUAUACAUGCAGAGAAAUGCUCUGAAUAGAUUUGUUUAUAAAAAAAAGUAAAUAUGAGGUAACAGAGAGAAAUACAUGAUCAUUUACUGCC
This is a messenger RNA of Salvelinus sp. IW2-2015, 2694 nucleotides long. RefSeq names its product mediator of DNA damage checkpoint protein 1. The record is from RefSeq and is a predicted model, not a curated record. Lineage: Eukaryota; Metazoa; Chordata; Actinopteri; Salmoniformes; Salmonidae. Gene Ontology annotation, molecular function: protein binding.